UCAUUGCUAUGAUGUCUUUAGUCUGUGGGCGAUAUUCGAUUCCUUUUCAGUGGACACGAGGUGUUUCUAAUGUUUUGAAUUUGAUUUCUGCAAUUUAUAAAUAUUUCACUAAUAAAAUUAGUCUCGAGAAAUAAAAUAUGAAGUGAAAAAAGUUCUAUGGGGAUUAUUUUCUUGCCUGCUGUCGGUGUAGUAUUGAGCUGCGAUGAAUGCUGUGGGUGUAGGUAGCGAGGCCACCGGGGAGGUAGCCCUCCUAGUAGAUGAACUCAGUCGAGCCGUUGAGCUCACUUUGAUACCCACUGUGUCUCAUGAGGAGCGCAGCCAGGCCUACAAUGCAUGUGAAAGCUUCAAGGAGAAUUCGCCAUGGUGUGCCCAGGCUGGCCUUUUGCUGGCCAGUGGCAACCAAUAUUCCCCUGGAGUUAAACACUUUGGACUCCAGCUCAUGGAACACACUGUUAAAUACAGGUGGACACAAAUCACUCAAGCAGAGAAAAUAUUUAUAAAGGAGAAUGCAAUGAAACUCUUAUACCUAGGAGGUUGGGAGACCAGCCACUUGAACGAUGCUCUAGCUCGCGUCAUCGUGGAGAUGAUAAAGCGAGAGUGGCCUCAACAGUGGCCAACCUUGUUGGCUGAGCUCAGUGAUGCAUGCUCCCGAGGUCAUAGACAUACACAAAUUGUGCUGCAUGUGUUCCUGAGACUGGCUGAAGAUGUAGCUAUAUUACAAACAUUAGAAAACAAUCAACGACGGAAGGACAUAAACCAAGGCCUAACUAGCAAUAUGUCGGAGAUAUUCGCGUUCUUCAUGCGUCUCAUCGAGAUGCACGUUCAGGAGUUCAGAGAGAAGACUGCCGCGGGGGACUACGCUGCCGCCGCUAGCCAUGGACAAGUGGUGCAGGUUGUGUUACUAACACUCACUGGAUACGUAGAAUGGGUAUCCAUAAACCACGUAGUUAUGAACAACGGCCGCUUGCUACAAAUCCUUUGCAUUUUACUGCAAGACGAUGUCUUCCAGCUGCCCGCCGCCGAAUGUUUACUACAAAUAGUCAAUAGAAAGGGAUCUACUAAAGAAAGGAAACCCCUGAUAAUUUUAUUCAGUAAGGACGCGAUUUCGUGCAUCCAUCGGGCUGCAGUCGAUAGCAUCAAUACUGUAGACGAAGCUCAUUAUUUGUUCCUAAAGAAAUUCUCACAGGUCCUAGCCGGUCUAGCUCAACAACUAACAUCUCUCUAUAGCUGCGCAACUGACGUGGAAUCCUGGCUGCCGAUGCUUCUAGAAACAAUGUUACUGCUGACGUCACAUCCCUCACUGACACUCGCUCACACGGCUAACUCUGUGUGGUUGGCGUUCUUGAAACAUGAACAGAUAUCGAAACUGCCAUAUGUGUUAGCAAUCGUGCCGAGAUGGUUGCAAGCGUCUGCUCCGAAAGUUCUAAAGGUAUCAUACCCGUCGUCUCGUGUGAACAGUGCAAAUGACGCGGUAACGUACGCAUGUAUGGACUACGAUAGUGAACAAGAGUUCGCUACGUUCUUCGCGCGGUGUCGCACAGAAAUAUUAGAAAGUUUUAAAUUUUGCAUGAUAGCUGCUCCGCUAGUGACUUGGGGCUACGUGGAGCAGUGGACUCGCGCCGCGCUAGACAAGGUGGACACGUGCCCACAACAGAUGGACACGCAUCAUCCUAUGUAUAUCGAAUGGGAGGCUCUAUCUCAGGUACUGGACAUGGUACUAUCCCGGCUGCUGCAAGCGGAGCCGCGUCCCAGCGUGGUGGAAGGCUUGCAGCUGCUGCAGCGCUGCGUGGUGUGCUCGCCCACCGCGCCGCUCAUACUGUCGCUGCUGCUCUCCUUCAUAUCCGCGCUCUUCGUGUUCCUCAGCUGUGCCUACAGCCAGCUGGCUGGUCCGGGAGUAGGCGUGGCGGGCGCGGAGCUGCUGCCCCGCGUGCUGGACAAGAUCUUCGCGGCGCUCGUGUACGAGGGCUGCCCGCCCGACGACAGGCGGUCCCGCUCCGUCAAGAACGUCCGCCGACAUGCCGCGGGACUGCUCGUCAAGCUGGGCUCUAAGUACCCGCUGCUGCUGCUGCCGGUGUUCGGGCGGCUGCACGAGCUGUGCCGCGCGGCGCUGGCGCGGCCGGACCUCAGCGCCGUGGAGAGCGUCACGCUGCAGGAGGCGCUGCUGCUCGUCUCCAACCACUUCUGCUGCUACGAGAGACAGAGUGCUCUGGUGGCACAGGUGCUGGGCGACUGCAGCUCGCGCUGGGCCAGCCUGAGCCCGCACCUGUCGAGCGCGGAGGGGCUGGCGCGGCUGGUGGGGCUGGACGCGCCGCCCAGCGAGGACGAGGACGAGCGGGGCCGGGCCCGCCGCACGCUGCUGCAUGCGCUCACCUUGUUGCUGGGCGUAGUAAAACGCACCUGCGUGCCAAGCGACCCAGACAAGGCGGCUCGAGGCGGGUUCGGCGGCGGCGUGACAGCGGCCGGCAACCCCGUGUGGCGCAACCCCUGCGCCUCGCACGUGCUGCCGCUGUUCCCCGCCGCACUGGCCCUGGCCCGCGCGCUGCACGGCCUGCACGCGCCGCCCGGCGCCGCGCUGCGCCACGCCGCGCACGCGCGCGCCCUCGCCCCGCCCGCCGCCGAGCGCAGGAACCUCCUCGGCCAGCGGGAACACGAGACCCUCACCUCCCGACCACAAGAACGCAUGCAAAGCUUCCUCCACACCCUACACGAGAACUGCUGCCAUCUAGUCGGUGCCGCUGCUACUACACUCGGCCGAGAGCUAUACGCAGUCCCCGGCCUAGCGGGCUUUCUAGCCGAUUCGCUACUCUAUGGCCUUGAGUACCUGCCUGAUCAUUGGCUGCGUCCGAUUGUGAGGAAUGCGUUGAAGCCCUUGAUACAUCACUGCCCGCCGGCACAUUAUGUUGAUGUCGCGAUGCCGCUGUUAGAACAUUUCACGCCUUUUAUGUUGACCCAUUUAUCAGUACGCUGGGACUACAUAUCGUCUCUCUAUGAAUCCGGUAAACUAGAAGAAGAAGGCGGCAGUGAAUCACAAGAAGUACUCGAAGAUAUCCUCGUUAGAAACCUCACUAGGGAACACCUUGAAUUGUUGAAGAUCUCGCUGGUAGACGGAGGUUUAGUAGCUGAAAGCGGAGCAGACGAUAUGGAAGACGACACGACAACCAGCGCAGCUCAGCAGCGAGCCCCGGACCACGUGUCCGAGCUCGGCGCGCUGGUACUGGCGCAGCCUUCUGCCGGCCCUGCCGCCUUGUACACGGUGUUACGAGCGCUAACAUGGAACGACUCGCCGUCGUCCCUCCGCGCGACGGCGCUGGCGCUACCAGCACUCCGCGCGGCGCUGGGCGCGGGGCGCGUGGGCGCGGGCGAGGCGGGCGGCGCGCUCACCGCCGUGCUGCAGGCGCUGCGCGUGCACGGCCAGCACGACGCCAACCAGGCGGCGCUGCUGGCGCUAGCUGUACAGACAUACGAAAUCCUGCGGCCAAUGUUCCCGGGCAUAGUAUCGGUGCUGCGGUCGAUCCCCGAUGUGGACGCGCAUGACCUGCAGCGGCUGGACGAGAAGCUCGCGGCACACAACACCAAGCCUUCCAAGAUUGAUAAGAGCAAACGGGACUUGUUUAAGAAAAUUACUUCUAGGUUGAUCGGGCGCAACGUAGGCCAGCUAUUCAAGAAAGAGGUUUACAUCCUGGACCUGCCGACGAUGCACACAGUGAAGGACAAGCCGCGCAGCGCGCUGGACGCGGCCGAGGGCGCCGGCCUCGAGCGACUGUUCGCCCCCAGCGCCCCCACCUAGCGACCACGUACUGCUGUGUAGCUGUCCCCUUGUUAACUAUGGCAUUAUACAUAUUAUGUAAUAAAAUCUAUUUAUACCGAA
Messenger RNA from Helicoverpa zea (corn earworm), 3868 nucleotides. It is a transcript of the gene Ranbp21, whose product is annotated as exportin-5. Gene Ontology annotation, cellular component: cytoplasm; RNA nuclear export complex; nucleus. Gene Ontology annotation, molecular function: RNA binding; small GTPase binding; nuclear export signal receptor activity. The transcript is spliced from 21 exons. The coding region runs from base 203 to 3787 and encodes 1194 amino acids. Gene Ontology annotation, biological process: protein export from nucleus; RNA export from nucleus. NCBI's taxonomy places the organism in Eukaryota, Metazoa, Arthropoda, Insecta, Lepidoptera, Noctuidae. The record is from RefSeq and is a predicted model, not a curated record.